Bufo bufo (common toad) is the source of this 4425-nucleotide messenger RNA. It is a transcript of the gene RAB28, whose product is annotated as RAB28, member RAS oncogene family. Gene Ontology annotation, cellular component: endosome; Golgi apparatus. The record is from RefSeq and is a predicted model, not a curated record. Gene Ontology annotation, molecular function: GTPase activity; GTP binding. The transcript is spliced from 8 exons. NCBI's taxonomy places the organism in Eukaryota, Metazoa, Chordata, Amphibia, Anura, Bufonidae. The coding region runs from base 266 to 931 and encodes 221 amino acids.
AGGGGGAUUUAUCCAUUUUCAAAGGCUCUCCACACAGUGACAGUCACAUGAAAUAACGCGGGGGGAAUACAGCUGUGUGUACACUUAUGUGACGGGUGUGUGACGCAGGGCUCAGUCAGCCCGCUCCCUCUGUCACCCCCGGGAUCGGACAUGGUCCGCUCCGGAGCGGCAGCCAGUGACGAGCUUCCAGUGAACAUGGCGUCCGGUUGCUUAGCGCUGCUGUAAAUCCGGUGUCAUAAUACUGCGGCCGCCGAGUGAGAGCGACAUGUCCGACUCCGAGGAGGAGAGCCAGGACCGGCAGCUGAAGAUAGUCAUCAUAGGGGAUGGCGCGUGUGGGAAGACCUCGCUGGCCAUGCGCUUUGCCCAGGAAUCCUUCGGGAAGCAGUACAAGCAAACAGUGGGGCUGGACUUCUUUCUGAAGAGGAUCAUGUUGCCAGGAAAUUUAAAUGUUACACUUCAAGUGUGGGACAUUGGAGGACAAACGAUAGGAGGCAAAAUGCUGGAUAAAUAUAUUUAUGGAACCCAGGGAGUCCUCUUGGUCUAUGAUAUCACCAACUAUCAGAGCUUUGAGAAUCUAGAAGACUGGUUUUCCAUGGUCAAGAAAGUGAAUGAAGAAUCAGAAACACCGCCGUUUGUAGCGCUUGUAGGCAAUAAAAUUGACUUGGAGCACAUGCGAACAGUAAAAGCAGAUAAACACCAGAGAUUUUGCCAAGAAAAUGGACUUGGAAGUUUUUUUGUGUCUGCCAAGAGUGGAGAUUCUGUUUUCCUAUGCUUUCAGAGAGUCGCUGCAGAAAUCCUUGGAAUCAAGUUAAACAAGGCAGAAAUGGAACAAUCUCAGCGAAUUGUAAAGGCAGAAAUAGUGAACUAUCCCGAGGACGAUAAACAGCUGAACUCGGCACGCUCUCAGAGCAAAGUCUGCUCAUUGCAGUAGAUGGAGAGAGUAGUAAAGGCUGACAUUGUGAACUACAGUCAAGAGCCCGUCACCAGAAUGGUAAACCCUCCUCGAAGUUCCAUGUGUGACAUUCAGUGAGAGUACCAUUGACUGAAGAAAUUAUUCCUACCAUCGCACAGCCCAGUGGUUCUCCACGAACUUCACGACAAUCUUGAUGCAGUGCAUUUAGAGGUCUCAAAAACCUACUACAAUAUUUGUUUUAUGAACAGCAGGUUGGCCAGUGUCCAAGGCCCGGGGACCACACACUAGAAAGUCUAAAUUAGAUUGGAGUUGUCUUCAUGCGUCCGCUCAAUCUAGAGAGACCUGGAAAGUGUGCAGGUAUCCAAAGCGUUGACUGACAGAUACAAUAUGCCUAUAGUGAAAUAUUUAAAGAGCAACACCAGUCACUACUGAAUGGUAAAGAUUCAUGAGGUCAAUGUGAGAAUAAAAUAAAAAAUGUUACGGGCGCUGUUUUUCAUUCUGAAUUCCACUCCCACAAUCCAUCAACUUUCCCAGUUGACUAGAGAUUUUUUCAUUAUUUUUAUCCUAAGGUGGGUUGUUUGCUCUUAAGCUCGUUGUCGCCCCCUGCCGAAUAAUCUAGGAGUGGGGCAGAUAACUCACUCUGCUCCUGGAGCCCCUUCUAUGGUGGUGUAGGCCCUCUUGGGUGCCGCCAUUUUUUUGCUCCACAUAUAGGGUUACUCUGUAAGAUAAUGACUCCAUAAAGGACCAUCCGAUGGCGUACGCCACAUUUUUUCAUAUACGGUACAUUUAUUUCAGUAGGGUCCUUUACACGUCUGUGGGCGCUGUAUAUUGGCAGCAUAUUACUGUGCUGUAAUAUGGCAUAUGUAGUAGGCUUUAAAAGCACAUGCAGUCCCUGUAACUACCUCCUCUAGAGCUCCAUUUGGUGCUCUGCAUGACCUAUUACAAGGUCAUCCUCCUCUAGAAGUGAUGACCACCCAUUUCUGUGCCCCUGUAUGAAAUUGGAACUUAUACAGAGGUACUGCUGAGCGCCAUAGAUCUGUGGGUGCCCUAUUAUGUCUCCUUGCAACUCUUUUAUUGAUCCUUGACCCAGGGAGACUCUUCAUGAUAUAUACAUUGUUCUAUAAUGAUAUACUGCAGCAUAGUAACUGCAAACUGAAUGUAAGAAAUGUAUCGGGAAAGUAGGUGACGGAUUUCUCCAGAUAUGGCCCAUUUCUAAACCACUGAUAAAAUAUGUAAUGUGCUUCUGUCCUGAAUGUACACCAUUUAUUUCUAUUCAUUCUUGGAAAACAUUAUUCCUCUAAGAUUUUCAUUUUACCCCGGUAAUUAAAAAAUGUAAGGAAACAAAUGAAUAAAACAAGAAUUUUUUUUUUUUUUUGUAUUAGGUGCUUGAAAAGCUCUGUGUUAUCUGAUAAUUUUGUUUUUCUACAGUAUAUACAAUUUUGUGUAUUCUCAUUUAAUUUAAUUCUUAAAGGGGUUGUCUAGCUGUUUAUAGCCGCUUUUAAAAUUUGGCAGUACCGCACUGUCACAAAACAAAAUAAUACAUUCACCUGCUCCCCACCGAUUUGCACUAUCCCUGAUCGCCGACCUGUAAAUUUCCAGACGGGGACACUUGCGCCGCUGAAGCCAAUGACUAGCCUCAGCCAUGAGGUGUUGUCAAGCUACACCUGACCCAGCAAUGAGAUGCUGCUUGGGGCCAUCUGGAAGUUCACAGGCCAGGGACCAGAAGAAGCGCUGAUCAGGCUCUCGGCACUGGAGCGGUGCGGCGGGGAGCAAGUGAGUGUAUUAUUUUUUUGUUUUAUUACAGCACAGUACUGGCCAAAUUUAAAAAGCGUUAUAAAGGUGAACAACCCCUUAUAAGGGAUUUUUCUGAAUUUUAUGCAACAUUCCAAAAUAAUUGUACAACUGUCUUAUUAUUGCAGCUAUGACAUUCCAGGUUGGAUUGGUGAUAUAUAUAUAUAUAUAUAUAUAUAUAUAUAUAUAUAUAUAUAUAUAUUUAUAUUAGUAUUGUUCACAGGUUUUAGGCAGGGGUGGCAAUGCUGCAGAGUAAGAACGCUACUAAAAAUAAAACCCGGAUGUAACCCGAUCUGCACUCAUUCACCAUAAAUGAGUGGAACAAGGGCUGUUUGUUUAAAUUUGGACACUGCUAGACGGAGGCUUCCGCCCAGCAGUGAUCCCGGUGAUGUCAUCGGCUCUGAUGGGCAGUCACUGGAUCUCAAGAAAAUUCCCUUGCCCUGCGCGAUUCAGCGCAGUGCAAGGGGGAGCAUCGGAGCGUGAAAAGCUCCCAUCCUCCACUCAUUCAUGGUUAAUGAGUGCAGAUCGGGUUUAAUAGUUUGUUUAUCAGUUAACAAAAUGCAAAGUGAAUGAACAAAGAAGAAACCUAAACCAGGUUGAUAUUUGGUGUGACCUCCCUUUACCUUUAAAACAGCAUCACAGUUUUUAAAGGAACUCCGUUUGCUGCAUUUCAGGAAAUGGAGUUGGGUACUUCUCAGGAUUCCUUACUGGAAUGACCCCAAACAUACAGCCAAUGUCAUUAAGAACUAUCUUUAGCGUAAAGAAGAACAAGGAGUCAUGGAAGUGAUGAUAUGGCCCCCACGGAGCCCUGAUCUCAACAUCAUUGAAUCUGUCUGGGAUUACAUGAAGAGAACGAGAAAUUUGAGCAAGCCUACAUCCACAGAAGAUCUGUGCUUAGUUCUCCAAGAUGUUUGGAACAACUUCCCUACUUCUAUCCCUACCCCCCUCUGUCUGACCACCGGCUCUCGGCUACACAUGCUUGAUAUUGUUUCAGUAUUUAUUUAUGAAUUUAUUAUUUAUUGCUUGAUAUUAUUUUCUUUGCUACUUAUUUCCUUUGUUUGUUGAGCUCUGUGUAUUUUGUGUGGAGGUCUGAUACUGUAUAUGAUUAGAAGUGAUAGUUCAGGGUGCUGUCGGCUUAUUUCAACCCACAUAGGAACACUGCGGGAGAUUAUAAUAUCCCUUUGCCUCUUUUUUGGGGUAAAAAAGUUCCAAAUCUGUCUUGAUAAAUCCUCCCCACUGUCUCUCCUUUAAUUCUUUUUAGCCUUGUUGUGUUGUCCCAAAAAAGACUAUAGAGGAGAUUUAUCAAAACACGCCACACUUUCCAGAUUAUGGUUUUCAAAAUUAUUUAAUAAAACCAUGUAUCAUUGACUUCUCACUUCACACAUACUUCUUACUUUGUGUUGGUCUGUCACAUAAAAUCCCAAUAAAAUGCAUUUAAUUUUGUGGGUGUAACGUGAAAAAUGUGGAAAAGUUCAAGGGGUAUGAAUAUUUUUGCAAGGCACUGUAUGUUAAUUUGAAGUAUGUUUGUUACAGCAGCCAUGGUAUUGUAUGGUGGUGCCCGCCAUGGAUUAUAUUCAACAACCUCCCUGUCGAGUUCAUCCAAACACUGGGUGCGAGUGGACCUAGAAGAAUUGCUGUUUUGAAGGCACAGGGUGGUCACAGCAAAUAGUGAUUUGAUUUAGAUUUCACUUUUAUUCAUUCUCUUUGCAUUUUGUUAAUUG